GAGGGAAUAAUCAUAGAGAAAAUGGUGAAGAUUUCUUUUGUUAUUUUGAUAUGUGGUGUGCUGCUUGAAACCUGGCUCUCAUCUGGAGGUGUUCAUCUAUCCCAAUUUAUGUGUUCCUGAACUUCCUCUUGGGUUAACCUGGAGGAUAACCUGGAGAGGGAAUGUAUUGAAGAACGCUGCAGUCUAGAGGAGGCCAGAGAGGUCUUUGAGGACCUGGAGCAAACCAGGAAAUUCUGGAUCUCUUAUAUCGGUGAAUGUACUUUUUCAAGCAUGUGCCAUGUAGAUCACUGAUGAGGAGUCCAUCUUUAUUUCCAUAAAAUAUGAGACCAGUGUCAGUCGUCUCCCUGUCAGAAUGGUGGGAUUUGUAAGGAUGAGAUGAGUACAUACAUCUGCUGCUGUCCAGUCGGCUUUCAUGGGAAGAACUGUGAGUUAGAGAUGAGAAAACAGUGUAAUGUAAAUAAUGGAGGAUGCAUGUAUAUCUACUUUGUGGAUCAAAUCUAUGGAGUAGUGUGUGACUGUGCCGAUGGUUAUAGACUGGCCCUGGACAGCCGGACCUGUGAACCUACAGGGAAAUACCCAUGUGGACAUCAUGGGGACAUUGUUGGAUCUCUUAAAAGGUCCCUUACCAAUGCUGAGAAUGGAAAUCAAAUUUUACCUGCCAAUACAACAGAGUAUAACGCAACAGAGACUAGUCCGACAGAUAACACAACAGUGACUAGUCCUGCAGAUCCCCCUGCAGUGUACAAAACUAUCACUCCUCGUCCUAUGAUGGAAAACAUUCCCUCUUGGGCUUUCUUUCCUACUCUUCCUACUAUUAAAAAUGCAACAAAAAAUGUACAGCGGAUUGUUGGAGGCAAUGAGGCAACACCAGGGGAGAUUCCUUGGCAGGUGGUGUUAAUGCACAAAUUGAAUAAAAUGGCUUUUUGUGGAGGAUCUAUCCUGAAUGAAGAUUGGGUCAUUACAGCUGCACAUUGUAUUGAAGGAAGGAUUGGAACUUUCUUCAUUAGAGCAGGGGAACAUGACAUUACAAAAAAGGAGGGAAAGGAGAGUGACUAUGACACAGCCGAGUGCCACAUUCAUCCACAUUACAGCACUAAAAAAGGUCUCUUCAAUCAUGACAUCGCCCUGUUGAAGCUCCAGACACCCGUCCAAUUCUCAGACUAUGCUCUGCCCAUCUGCCUGGGCUCUAAAGACUUCACAGAGAAGCUGCUCCGCAGCGCCCCUAAUUCCUUGGUGAGCGGUUGGGGAAGGCUGCGCUAUGGAGGCAUCGAAUCCAACACCCUUCAGAAAGUGGAAGUGCCCUACGUGGACCGGACAGAGUGCAAAACUAGCAGCACCGACAAAAUCACCCACUUUAUGUUCUGUGCUGGAUACAAUACAGUACACAAGGAUUCCUGUCAAGGGGACAGCGGAGGACCCCAUGCCACCCACUAUCAGAACACAUGGUACCUCACGGGCAUCGUUAGCUGGGGGGAUGAGUGUGCAAAGGAUGGAAAGUAUGGCAUCUAUACCCGGGUCUCCAAAUACAUGUUCUGGAUAAGUAAAAUCACUGGCAUCAGAAUAGGACAGUGA
Xyrauchen texanus (razorback sucker) is the source of this 1572-nucleotide messenger RNA. RefSeq names its product coagulation factor IX-like. Bases 376 to 1572 code for a protein of 398 amino acids. Gene Ontology annotation, molecular function: serine-type endopeptidase activity; calcium ion binding. Lineage: Eukaryota; Metazoa; Chordata; Actinopteri; Cypriniformes; Catostomidae. The record is from RefSeq and is a predicted model, not a curated record. Gene Ontology annotation, biological process: proteolysis; blood coagulation. The transcript has 8 exons.